UACUCCUGUCCAAGACCAAACCAGGAUUCCUCGUGAUUCCCCCAAAUUGUUUAUUCGCAGACAAAGACAGAGCAACAAACAGAGAAUUCACGGCUAAGGGUUGUCAAUUCCAGCCAGCGGCCAAAGAUUACGUACUACAGAAGAUGACCAUGACGGGAAAAUCUUGCCCAUAACGACGAGGAGAAGGAAAAGAAGAGGAAGAAUUAGUGGAUGACCAUCCGAUUGAGGAAGUGAGGCUAACAGUUCCAAUCACCGACGAUCCAACCCUACCAGUAUUGACAUUCCGAACAUGGGUUCUGGGGCUCGCUUCAUGUGUGUUUCUGUCUGUGUUGAACCAGUUCUUUGGCUUCCGUUACAAUGGUCUUGGCGUUGGAGCUAUUUCAGCACAGAUUCUGGUCUUGCCACUUGGAAAGUUGAUGGCUGCCUCUCUUCCAAGAACAAAAUUCAGGGUUCCUUUCACAAACUGUUCGUUUUCACUGAAUCCAGGGCCAUUCAAUCUCAAAGAACAUGUGCUGAUCACCAUAUUCGCCAACUGUGGAGCUGAUGGAACUUACGCCCUCUUCAUCAUUACUGCUAUUAGGGCCUUCUACCACAGAGGCAUCCAUAUUGUUGCAGCACUGUUACUGGUUCAAACCACUCAGCUGCUUGGAUAUGGAUGGGCUGGACUGUUCAGGAGAAUUUUGGUGGAUUCACCUCAUAUGUGGUGGCCUGGAAAUAUGCCCCAAGUCUCACUAUUCAGGGCAUUGCAUGAAAAGGAGAAGAGACCAGCAGGAGGACAGACGCGGCUGCAAUUUUUCACCCUUGCUUGUGUAUCAAGCUUCGCUUACUACAUAGUUCCUGGCUACUUAUUCCCUUCCAUAUCAGCACUUUCAUUUGUGUGUUGGAUAUGGAAGGACUCGAUCACUGCUCAACAGCUUGGUUCAGGGUUGAAUGGGCUUGGAAUUGGCUCGUUUGGUUUGGACUGGUCCACUGUUGCUGGGUUUGUGGGAAGUCCUCUAGCCACACCAUUGUUUGCCAUUCUCAAUACCAUGGCUGGUUUCUUCAUCUUCGUUUAUGUGAUUUUGCCGAUAGCUUACUACAACAAUGCAUAUGAAGCGAGGAGAUUCCCCAUGCUUUCACAACAGACUUUUGACAGUUCAGGUCAACCUUACAACAUCACGAGGAUUCUCAACGAGAAAGAGUUUGACAUCAAUCUUGGUGAAUAUAAUAGAUACAGCAAGCUCUAUCUCAGCUUCACUUUUGCUUUCAACUAUGGAAUCAGUUUUGCUGCUCUAAUGGCGACUUUCACACAUGUUGCACUUUUCGACGGAAAAUCAAUUUGGGAGCAGUGGCAAAGGGCUUCAAGUGGAAUGAAAGAGCAUUUUGCUGACAUCCAUACAAGAACGAUGAAAAAGAACUAUGAAGCCGUUCCUCAAUGGUGGUUUUUGGUGAUUAGUGUUGUAUCGCUAGCACUUUCUUUCGUAGCCAUUGAAGGAUUUAACAAACAACUGCAGCUUCCAUGGUGGGGACUCAUUAUGGCAUGUAGCAUCGCCUUAGUUGUCACGUUGCCCGUUGGGAUAAUUGUGGCCACCGCGAAUCAGGGAGUUGGAUUAAACGUACUGACAGAGUUGAUUAUUGGAUACCUAUAUCCUGGAAGGCCUCUUGCUAAUGUGACCUUCAAGACCUAUGGCACCAUUAGCAUGGGACAAGCUCUGAAUUUUCUCUCAGACUUCAAACUAGGACAUUAUAUGAAAAUCCCUCCUAAAUCCAUGUUCGUCGUUCAGUUAGUAGGUACCGUAGUUGCCACGACAGUCCAAUUUGCAACAACAUGGUGGAUCCUGGGUAGCAUUAAGAACAUAUGCGAUCCAAAGAAGCUACCAGAGGGAAGUCCAUGGACAUGUCCUGGAUACGAUGUCUUCUACAGCGCUUCGAUCAUCUGGGGAGUGGUAGGCCCGCUCAGGAUUUUCAACGAUCUUGGAGUGUACCCUCAAAUGAACUGGUUCUUCCUAUUUGGGGCGCUUGCUCCAGUUCCGAUAUGGCUGCUGUCGCGUAAGUACCCUGAGAAGAAGUGGAUCAGGCUAAUCUACAUGCCGGUUUUCAUUUCUGGUAUGGGCGGGUUACUUCCUGCAAAGCCAAUUCACUUCCUGUCAUGGGGUGCUGUUGGAGUUUUCUUCAACUACUACAUAUACAGGAAGUUCAAAGGAUGGUGGGCUAGGCACACUUACAUUCUGUCAGCUGCUCUUGAUGUCGGGAUCGCUCUGUUGGGUUUGUUGCUGUACAUUGCGCUUCAGAGCAAGGAAAUCUAUGGGCCGCAAUGGUGGGGUCUCGAAGCCGACGAUCAUUGCCCGUUGGCGAAAUGUCCAACGGUUCCUGGUAUUGAUGUUCAGGGGUGCCCUAAGAUUCACUGAUGAGCAUGCUUAUUUAUUUGAAUGAUAGAGCUCUUGUGAAUUGUGAUGAUGAAGUAUGCAAUUGUAGAUUUGAGUUUCAGCAAGCAAAGAGAAUGGAGGUUCGUCUUAGAGAUAAGAAACUGGGACUACUACAUGUGAAGAAGUAAAGUUUAUAAAAAAUAGUUGGCCAAAAUGUCACAACUAGCUAGAAUUGUGAAAUGUGUGGAAUUCUCUGGAGGUUGUAUUAAGGUAGUGGGGGUAAACGGUGGUGAUAAAAUCAAUAGUCAAAAGUGUGUUUCUACGUAGGGUUAAUUGCACCAUGUGCCACUUAAAUUUACUAUUUGUUGCAAGUUAACCACUUAGGGAUUUUUUUUCUCUCUCGAGCAUUUUCACCUGCUUUCUCGCGAUCACUUA
Messenger RNA from Linum tenue, 2780 nucleotides. NCBI's taxonomy places the organism in Eukaryota, Viridiplantae, Streptophyta, Magnoliopsida, Malpighiales, Linaceae. The record is from the annotation of a GenBank genome assembly.